Loxodonta africana (African savanna elephant) is the source of this 2047-nucleotide messenger RNA. RefSeq names its product dachshund family transcription factor 2 (gene DACH2). Gene Ontology annotation, molecular function: DNA-binding transcription factor activity, RNA polymerase II-specific; RNA polymerase II cis-regulatory region sequence-specific DNA binding. Gene Ontology annotation, biological process: regulation of transcription by RNA polymerase II. The coding region runs from base 208 to 2007 and encodes 599 amino acids. The transcript is spliced from 11 exons. Gene Ontology annotation, cellular component: transcription regulator complex; nucleus. NCBI's taxonomy places the organism in Eukaryota, Metazoa, Chordata, Mammalia, Proboscidea, Elephantidae. The record is from RefSeq and is a predicted model, not a curated record.
CGCCGCGGGUCCCGGCUGCUCACUGUUUGCUGGGUGGUGGGUGAACGCGAGCGUGAGUCCGGCGGCUGGAGUCUUGGGAACUGUUCGGAACCUGAAAGAGCGAGUCAGAGAGAGCGCGGGAUAGUGAAGGUGUGAGUGCGGGGGGACCUAGAGGAGUGAGGGCGACAAAGCGAGGGCCCGAGGACAUAAGAUUGAGACUGAGUGACCAUGGCCGUCUCAGCACCUCCGGUGAUCUCUGCAACUUCCAGCGGCGCCGGCGUCCCGGGGGGCUUAUUUCGGGCCGAACCCCUCUACUCGACUCCGGGAGAGCCCCCUCGUCUCACUCCCAGUAUGAUCAACAGUUUCAUGGCCAAUAACCACAGCAGCAGCGCCGGGAGUGGCGGAGUGGGUAGUGGUAGCAGCGUUAGCGGCAACACCAACACCAACGAAUGCCGGAUGGUCGACAUGCACGGGGUGAAGGUGGCUUCGUUCCUGAUGGACGGCCAGGAGCUGAUCUGCCUGCCGCAAGUCUUUGAUCUCUUCCUCAAACACCUGGUGGGAGGGUUACACACCGUAUACACCAAGUUGAAGAGACUGGACAUAUCCCCCGUGGUGUGUACUGUCGAGCAGGUCCGGAUCCUCCGCGGGCUGGGGGCCAUCCAGCCCGGGGUGAACCGCUGCAAACUUAUCACCAGGAAAGACUUCGAAACUUUGUUCACCGAUUGCACCAAUGCCAGAAGGAAGAGGCAAAUGACAAGAAAACAAGCUGUUAACAGUUCAAGGCCUGGCAGGCCCCCUAAGCGCUCUUUGGGAGUGUUGCAGGACAACGCCCGCCUCCUGCCCCAUGCAGUCCCAGGCCUCUUAUCACCAGGACUUAUCACUCCAACAGGUAUAACAGCUGCAGCAAUGGCUGAGGCAAUGAAGUUGCAGAAGAUGAAACUCAUGGCUAUGAACACUCUUCAGGGAAAUGGAAGCCAAAAUGGGACAGAAUCAGAACCUGAUGAUCUUAAUUCUAACACAGGUGGCAGUGAAUCCUCCUGGGAUAAGGAUAAGAUGCAGUCUCCUCUUGCUGCUCCUGCACCCCAACAUGGAAUUGCUCAUGCAGCUCUGGCUGGCCAGCCAGGCCUUGGGGGUGCUCCCACCCUCAAUCCACUGCAACAGAACCACCUGUUGACCAAUAGACUGGAUCUGCCAUUUAUGAUGAUGCCUCAUCCCCUACUUCCAGUCAGCUUACCUCCUGCAUCAGUUGCCAUGGCAAUGAAUCAGAUGAACCAUCUCAAUACUAUUGCCAACAUGGCCGCUGCAGCCCAGAUUCACAGUCCACUCUCCAGAGCUGGGGCCUCUGUUAUAAAGGAGAGAAUCCCCGAGAGUCCUUCUCCUGCUCCUUCUCUGGAAGAAAGUCAUCGCCCUGGGAGCCAGACCUCCUCCCACCCGAGCAGCAGUGUGUCCAGCUCCCCCUCUCAGAUGGAUCACCAUUCAGAGAGAAUGGAAGAGGUACCAGUUCAAAUCCCAAUGAUGAAGCCCCCCUUGGACAAGAUCCAGCUGACUCCUGGGCAGGCAUUGCCUUCAGGAUUUCCUGGACCAUUCAUUUUUGCUGAUAGUCUGUCCUCCGUGGAGACUCUGUUGACCAACAUUCAGGGUCUACUGAAAGUGGCUUUGGAUAAUGCUCGCGUCCAGGAGAAGCAGAUUCUGCAAGAAAAGAAAGAACUGCGAAUGGAGCUCUAUAGAGAAAGAGAAAUUAGAGAAAACCUUGAAAGACAACUUGCAGUUGAGCUUCAAAGCAGAACUGCCAUGCAAAAGCGCCUGAAGAAGGAGAAAAAAGCCAAGAGAAAAUUGCAGGAAGCCUUGGAAUUUGAAUCAAAGCGUCGAGAGCAAGUGGAGCAGGCACUUAAGCAAGCCACUACUAGUGACACUGGCCUGAGGAUGUUGAAAGAUACUGGAAUUCCAGAUAUUGAAAUAGAAAACAAUGGGACUCCUCAUGAUAGUGCUGCUAUGCAAGGUACAGUAAAAGAGCAUAUUCCUUUCUAAAACUACAUAUGUCUUUCUGACACCUGGGGGUGUGCGUGGG